CCAUACUAGUCCCUUUAACUAUAUAGCUAUCCGCAAAACCCUAGAAGCCAAAGAAGCCGAGAGAUGGAAAGAUCGAGCGGCAGGCGGGAUUCCGAUCGAGAUAGGGAUUCAUCCAAGCAUCACCACCACCAUCGAUCCAAACACUCCGACGGCCAUCGUCGGUCGGAACGCGAGAGAUCUGAAGACGGCGAUAAAUCACACGACAAGGAAUCGAGAGAAGAUAAAAUCAAAAGAGGGCAUCAUUCUCAUACUAAUAAUAAUAAAAGGAAGGAGAGAGAUAGGGAUAGGGAUAGCGAAGAAGAAGAAGAUGAGAAAGAAAAGUAUUAUGAGAAAAGAGCUAGGGUUUCUGAUGAACGAAAAGAGAGAAGAAGGUUUGAAGAUAAAAUGGCUGCUGCUGAAGAUGAAUUAGAUAGAAUUCAAAGGAAAGAGAAAGCUCACAUUCAUGAUAAUACACCCUUGAAAACUGAUGUGGGUUCCAAUGCCAAUGGUGGAACAAAAGAAUUACACAGUAAGGCAAUUGGAACCCCACGUGACACCCCUAUGGCACCCAGCCAUCCUCUCCCUAAGGUAUCUUCGAUUUCUACCAAACAUGAAAAUGAAGGAGUUAAUAGUAACAGAUCUCAUGAGGUUCCUGGGAAAUCCAGUACAGAUGGAAGUUCUGCAGAUGCUGGCAAGAGUGGUGGUAUCUCACUCGAUGCAUUAUCUAAGGCUAAAGCAACUUUACUCAGGCAAAAGGAGCUUGCGGAAAAGAUGAAGAAGAUCUCUGUGUUAAACAAAGGUGCCAACUCAAGCAUAGAUAGAAGUGGUCAGGUGGCUUCAAAUAACGUGCCAAAAGCUCCAUCUAGUGCAGGGGUACCUGUAACUGCUACUGGUGCCACUACAUCCAUGCAGUCACAUGGUAGUAGUGUGCCCCAACUUGCAGGACUUACUGGUCCUAAGGUCGAAGCUGUAAAACGUGCACAAGAGCUUGCUGCCAAGAUGGGCUUUAGACAGGACCCAGAGUUUGCUCCACUUAUAAACAUGUUCCCUGGACAGUUGCCACCAGAUGUCACUCUUCAACCCAAGCCUGCUAAGACGCUUGUUCUUCGUCUGGAUGCGUUGGGAAGGGAAGUGGAUGAACAUGGGAACGUGGUGAAUAUAGCAAAGCCGAACAGUCUCAGCACUCUUAAGGUUAAUAUUAAUAAGCAGAAAAAAGAUGCAUUUCAGAUUCUCAAACCUGAAUUGGAAGUGGACCCAGAUAAAAAUCCUUACUUUGAUCCUAGAAUGGGAAUUGAUAAAGUCAAGCUAUUAAGGCCUAAAAAGAUGACCUUUCAGUUUGUAGAGGAAGGUAAAUGGGCUAAGGAGGCAGAGAUCAUCAAGUUAAAGAGUCAAUUUGGAGAAGCACAGGCUAGAGAGUUUAGAGCAAAGCAAGCACAGCUUGCUAAGGCCAAGGCUGAACCUGAUAUUAAUCCAAAUCUCAUUGAAGUGUCUGAGAGAAUUAUUACUAAAGAGAAGCUGAAGGACCCUAUUCCUGAUGUUGAGUGGUGGGAUGUGCCACUUCUGGAUGCUGGUACUUAUGGAAACAUCACCGAAGGUGGGGUAGCAGAAGAUGUGCUAAAGAAAGAAAAGAUCACUUUAUACGUGGAACACCCCCGUCCUAUCGAACCACCAGCUGAGCCUGCCUUACCACCGCCUCAACCCUUAAAACUCACGCAAAAAGAACGCAAAAAGCUUCGUACUCAGAGACGUUUAGCUACUGAGAAAAACCGUCAAGAAAUGAUCAGACAAGGUCUUUUAGAACCUCCUAAGCCGAAAGUCAAAAUGAGCAAUUUGAUGAAAGUUCUUGGAUCAGAAGCAACCCAAGACCCAACCCGGCUAGAAAUGGAGGUAAGAAGUGCUGCAGCUGAGCGUGAGCAAGCCCAUGUUGACAGAAACAUUGCACGGAAGCUAACACCAGCGGAAAGGCGUGAAAAGAAAGAAAGGAAACUUUUUGAUGACAAUAACACUCUUGAGACAAUAGUUUCUGUGUACAAAGUUAACGACCUUUCUCACCCUCAGACAAGGUUUAAAGUUGAUGUUAAUGCUCAAGAAAACAGGCUUUCGGGAUGCGCAGUUAUUUCAGAGGGUAUCUGUGUUGUGGUGGUGGAAGGCGGUACUAAAUCUAUAAAACGGUAUCAGAAGCUGAUGCUGAAACGUAUAAACUGGGCUGCUGCCGUGAAAGAUGAAGACGAAGAUGAAGUUGAUGAUGAGAAACCAAAGAACAAAUGUGUGUUGGUGUGGCAAGGUAGUGUUGCUAAGCCUAGUUUCCAUAGGUUUUUGGUGCAUGAGUGCAGGACUGAGAAUGCUGCACGUAAGAUUUUUUCUGAUGCUGGAGUUGGUCAUUACUGGGAUUUGUCAGUUAACUUCUCAGAUGAGGUGUGAUUCAGAGUUUGUGUCAGGUCAGGCCUACCACUGCAAAGCGGGUAUGGAUUCUUUUACAUCUGUUUAGCGAGAGUACCUGAUUAGUGAAGCUAUAUAAUGAAAUGCUGUUGUUGAAGGUCCAAAACUAGAAGAGAUGAUACAUGCUAGAAUCUUGAGGCAGUUUUCUACCAAUGUUGAAUAAUAGACUUCAUUUUGUUAUUGUUGUUUAUGCCAUAUUAGUUAUUAUCAAUGCAUAACUCAUUUCUACCA
Molecule: messenger RNA, 2649 nt
Organism: Erigeron canadensis
Lineage: Eukaryota; Viridiplantae; Streptophyta; Magnoliopsida; Asterales; Asteraceae
Product: protein RDM16-like
Exons: 6
Coding region: 64-2400 (778 amino acids)
Biological process (GO): mRNA splicing, via spliceosome
Cellular component (GO): U4/U6 x U5 tri-snRNP complex
Source: RefSeq, a predicted model, not a curated record